UUGCAGAUAAAUCUUGCUACUGGAUUCAACCAAACACUUUCCGGUGACGCAAACCUUCCGAUGCUAACCUGCGUCAAUUCAAACCAGCAGCCAUGGAAUUCGACACUCCCUACACUUAUUCAUCUCCCAAACUGCAAAACCCAAUUCGAUAUAAACCAAAUCCAUGCUCGAUUACUAACAACCGGAUUCAUCAAAAACUCUUAUCUAACUACGAAACUAAUCCUCAAUUUUGCUUCUUCACCACACACUCCCCUAAUCCAAUUCGCUCGCCAUAUCUUUUUCUCGCAUUCGAUUCCGCGGAGCUCAAAAAUGAAGGACCCUUUUGUUUGGAAUGCCAUAAUCAAAACCUUUUCACAUGGGGAUGACCCAAAACAAGCUGUUUUUGUUUUGGGCUUGAUGCUUCAGAACAGGGCUUGUGUCGACAAGUUCUCAUUUUCGUUGGUUUUGAAAGCGUGUUCACAGAUGGGGUUGAUUAGAGAAGGAAUGCAGGUUCAUGGGUUUUUGAUAAAGAUUGGACUUACAAGUGAUUUGUAUUUACAAAAUUGCUUAAUUUCUAUGUACGUUAGAGGCGGAUGUGUUGAGUUUGCGCGUCAAGUGUUCGAUAGAAUGCCCGAGAGGGAUUCAAUUAGUUUUAAUUCGAUGAUAGAUGGAUACGUUAAGUGCGGGAUGAUAACAUCAGCGCGUGAAUUGUUUGAUUCCUUGCCAUCGCAGAUGAAGAAUUUAAGGUCUUGGAAUUGUAUGAUUAGUGGAUAUGCGGUUGUGGAAGAUGGUUUUAGCCUCGCUUGGGAGUUGUUCGACGAAAUGCCUGAGAGAGACAUGGUUUCAUGGAACUUGAUGAUUCGUUGCUGCAUAAAGAGCGGGAAGAUCGAUUUAGCACGUACACUCUUCGACAGAAUGCCAGAAAAAGACGUCAUCAGCUGGGCUAAACUGAUAGAUGGGUAUGCAAAACUGGGCAACAUUAACACUGCUCGACACCUGUUCGAUGAAAUGCCUCAACGAGACAUAAUCUCAUGUAACGUCAUAAUGGCUGGAUAUUUACAAAACGGAGGUUCUUUAGAAGCCUUAAACAUCUUCCACAACAUAAUGAGUGACAACAAUCUCACUCCUGAUGACACCACUUUUUCACUAGCCCUUUCUGCAAUCGCACAAUUAGGGUAUGCCCAUGAAGGUAUCACUAUCCAUACAUAUAUAAACAACAAAGGUCUUAAAUUAGAAGGAAAACUCGGGGUUGCACUCAUAGACAUGUAUUCAAAAUCAGGCAUGAUAGAAACCGCUAUGCAUGUUUUUGAAACCCUAAAACAAAAAAACAUUGAUCAUUAUAAUGCCAUGAUUGGUGGUUUAGGCAUCCAUGGAUUUGGGAAACAAGCUUUCAAUAUGUUUCUUGAAAUCCAAACACUUAACCUAAAACCAGACGCGAUCACAUAUCUAAAUGUUCUAAACGCGUGUGCUCAUUCGGGAUUACUAAAAGAAGGUGUCAUGUGCUUCAAAAUCAUGACAAACAAAAUGGAGCCAGAAAUCCAACAUUUUGGUUGCUUAAUUGACAUAUUUGCCCGUGCAGGGAAAAUAAAAGAGGCCAUGGGUAUUAUAGACCAAAUGCCCUUUGAGCCAAAUGGUGUGAUGUGGCGUACUUUGUUUAGCGCGUGUAAGAAUCUUGAAAAUACCAUAGACACAAAAAUUCCAAUCUUGAAGGAUGAAAUCAUGAUGGAUUGUUAUGAUUCAAGUAAUUAUAUCUUGUUAUCUAACAUUUAUGCACGAUUUGGGAUGUGGGAUUUUGUUAGAAAGGUGAGGGGAAUGAUGAAAGUAAGGAAAAUAAAGAAAGUUCCCGGGAGAAGUUGGAUAGAACUUGAUGGAACUUUUCAUGAAUUUUUUGUGGGAGAUGGGUGUCAUCCACAAGUUGAAGAGAUUUAUUCGGUGUUGGAUAAUUGGUCUCAUGUUAAAUCUUUCGGGUUAGAGUCGAAAUUUGAAUCUGAUUUGUUCCUGAUUGGUAGCUAGAUUUGAAUAUAACUAGUUUUGUGUAUUUUGUAUAGGCUUAAAUGCAAGAAAUAGUAAUGUACUUUUAUAUAUUUGUGUAUUAUAGUAUCUUACUUUUGUUUCUUUC
Lactuca sativa (garden lettuce) is the source of this 2098-nucleotide messenger RNA. RefSeq names its product Pentatricopeptide repeat (PPR) superfamily protein (gene CRR4). NCBI's taxonomy places the organism in Eukaryota, Viridiplantae, Streptophyta, Magnoliopsida, Asterales, Asteraceae. Gene Ontology annotation, molecular function: protein binding; RNA binding. Gene Ontology annotation, biological process: RNA modification. The record is from RefSeq and is a predicted model, not a curated record.